AUGUGCCUCCUAAUAUACAUUGCGGUGAACAUUGGACUGGCUCUUCAAGAUAGCUUUGUGGCCCUCAUCACCCUCCGUUGCUUUCAAAGCUUCGGCAGCAGUGGCGCAACUGUGAUCUCGACUGCCACCGUAUCCGACCUCAUUACCCGAUCAGAACGUGGGAAAUACAUGGCUUAUGUCUCCCUGGGGUUUACCCUUGGGCCGGCGGUGGGCCCUCUCUUAGGAGGGAUUCUGACCAAGUUCCUUGGAUGGAGGAGCAUUUUCUGGUUCCUGGCUAUCCUCGGUGGGCUAAUAAUCCUUGUUAUUGCUCUUUUUCUCCGGGAGACAUGCCGCGCGGUCGUGGGGAAUGGCAGCGUGCCUCCCCAGUCGUGGAAUAAACCAUUACUCCUAGCGUUGGCACAUCGAUCUUCACCACCACCAAAGCCUGAUUAUGAGACUGUUCUGUCAUUAUCAAAUAAAAGAAACCGCCGCUGUUCCACAAUAUUCGGCAUCUUCGAUAGCCUAAAAGUCGUCUUGAACAAACCUGUCGGCCUACUAAUCCUCUGCAGCACAGUCUUCUAUUGCGGUUUCAUGUCAGUAAUGAGCAGCAUCCCCGCCCUCCUCGAACAGAAAUACAACUUCAACGCCCUCGAAAUAGGCCUCUGCUAUAUUUCCUUUGCAGCCGGCGGCUUCGCAGCUCGCUGGACAGUCGGAUUUCUGGCCGACGCCAACUUCCGACGCCAUGCCUGCAAAGUCGGGAUCCAAGUUCAACGCAACCAGCAAACCCGCGGACAGCUAGAACAAAUUCCACUAGAAAAAGUGCGACUUGAGCUCAGUGUGCCGUUGGUAUACUUGUCUUGUCUUUGCUUGCUGGGGUAUAGCUGGGUAAUGAAUUAUGAUGUGCAUAUCUCGGCACCGCUAAUCAUGCUGUUUCUGUUGGGGAAUACGGUUGUCGGUACGAAUAAUACGUUUAGUACGUUAAUGGUCGAUUUGCAUGCGUACCGGCCUGCGACGGCAAUGGCUGGGAUGAAUAUGUACAAGUUUCUCUGCGGGGCUGGGGCCGUUGCUGCUGUGUUGCCGUUAGUGAGGAUUAUAGGGAUUGGAUGGGUGGGCACUGUUAUUGCUGGGGUAUGGGUUAUUGUUUCCCCUGGUUUGUGGAUGAUAUACUUCCAUGGGCAUACAUGGAGGAAAAGUUUACGAAGUGAACAAGCUUGA
This is a messenger RNA of Aspergillus chevalieri, 1194 nucleotides long. RefSeq lists its product as uncharacterized. Gene Ontology annotation, molecular function: transmembrane transporter activity. The record is from RefSeq and is a predicted model, not a curated record. Gene Ontology annotation, biological process: transmembrane transport. Bases 1 to 1194 code for a protein of 397 amino acids. Lineage: Eukaryota; Fungi; Ascomycota; Eurotiomycetes; Eurotiales; Aspergillaceae. The transcript has a single exon.